GUGCGUGGGGUAUCGAGAGAUGCUGGCGGUCAGGUGACCAAGAUCUCGCAUAUUUCAGUUGAAAGCGUCAGUUACGGAGAGCGCAGCGUAAUCAUUGCGGUGAUGGCGAACAAGACUUUAUUUCUGGCCGCGCUUGUGGUCGUGUCCUGCGUGGACGCGUCUUGGCUCCCAUGGACUCCUCAGCUGCAAGUAAGAGACGAGGAAACUGUGGAGGUGCCCGGAAACGACUUCAACAUCCACCACUUCAACGCUAGCACCAUUUGCCUGCGACUGUCAACCGCUAUCUCCAUCCAGCUGCAGUACACGACCGCCGACAAUCAGGACGGAACUUUGCAGGUAGUAGUUCCUCGCCUUACAGAAGACAACCUGGAGGGUAGUUGUGGUCCAGAUGCCUUUAUCCAUGUGUCUUGGACUCCUGAAGCAACGACAGAAUCGCGGGCGACAACUCCUGCGGCAGAGGAACCUACCGCUCUGACAGUGGAAGAGACAUGGUGGUAUCAGGCCACAGCAUCCGACGUCAACAGCCUUCGUUUCGAGUUCGUGCAGCAGGACGACUUUUACUUCCUUGCAAACAUCAAAGGUGUCAUCAACAUCGUCGACGCUCCCGAGGACUUUCCAGCAGACAGCGCUGUAGUCGAGCUGUCUGUGAGUAACCAGACACUCUUCGAGGCACCGCUUGGAGUCGUGUCCAUGUGCUACGGAACAACAGUCCUUGAAGCGGACGUCGUCGGCAGUGUCACAGCCGCCAAUAUAACUAUGACUGAUGUCCAGCUGCUGGCCUACUACGAGGACUCAUUUUGGCCUAAUACAGUGACAUCGUGCAAUCCAUCGUCUGCAGCGCCAAAACUGGGCAGCGCGGUGUCUUUCGCCCUGGGUAUGGUGGGGGCUCUGUUGGUCAACGCCCUACUGUGCUGACCUCCCACAGAAGAAGAUGAGGCAGUCAGGCAGCGUAACUUUCAACGUGAUUUCAGGGCUAUAUGAUCCAAUACCAAAUCCAUCCGACCAUACUGAGGCUACAUUUUCACAUGAACUGACUCUACAAAAUUUUGACAGCUAACGACUGUUUAGCUCUAAUUUAUAAUGUUCAUCUAAAUUUAGAGUCAGAAAAUACAAUAAGCAAUGACACAAUGUCAUGGACAAAGGUACAAGGGCUACUCCGAAAGUAAGGUCCGAUCGGUCGGGAAAUGGAACCCACUUCCGUCGCUGUUCUGACUUAUACAUCCGUCAUAGCAUUGUACCGACUUCCCAAUACUCUCGUCAUAGGACGCAACUCCCUGUGAUUUCCGCCACGUCUCUAUGCUGGUCUGCAUUUUGUAGUAUGUGCCAAAAUGUUGUUUUCAUAGCCAGAGGUUGAUGUCAGCAGAGAUGAACAUCAGAGGGAGCAGAGUCUAGGCUGUAUGGUGAGUGAUCAAGAAGGAAAUGCAUGACAGGUAUGUUAUGAGGGGUUGCACUAAAUCAGUCCACCCACACUUGGUGGAAGACACUACUGUUCUAGGUAUCUGUAAGUCCUCACUCUGAAAAGAGCGACGUGACGUGGUUGACAGGCAUACUAAAGAUAUUGCCGAACAUAUCUAUGUGAAGCUUCAUCACUGUUGUUUCAAUUUCACGACCUAUCGGACCUUACUUUCCGAAUAGGCCUUAUAUCAAGAGGUGACCCAGUUGAACCAUCACAGAUAUUAUUAUUUUGGUUUUGUGUAGAGUAAGUAUAUUGUACUAUGAUAAAAAGCAUUAUUCUUCUGUUUCCACUGUGAUAAAGUACUUGUAAAUGUUUGUUGUUCGUGAAAUUCGUGUAUAUUCGUUGUAUAUUAUCCCCCAAAAGUAAAAUGUGGUACAUUUAUAGAUGUUUAAGAAAUAUAAAGUAAUGUUUAACUUU
Schistocerca gregaria is the source of this 1873-nucleotide messenger RNA. RefSeq lists its product as uncharacterized. NCBI's taxonomy places the organism in Eukaryota, Metazoa, Arthropoda, Insecta, Orthoptera, Acrididae. The coding region runs from base 103 to 915 and encodes 270 amino acids. The record is from RefSeq and is a predicted model, not a curated record. The transcript has 5 exons.